Guillardia theta CCMP2712 is the source of this 3075-nucleotide messenger RNA. RefSeq lists its product as hypothetical. NCBI's taxonomy places the organism in Eukaryota, Cryptophyceae, Pyrenomonadales, Geminigeraceae. Gene Ontology annotation, cellular component: cytoplasmic microtubule. The transcript has 11 exons. Bases 1 to 3075 code for a protein of 1024 amino acids. Gene Ontology annotation, molecular function: microtubule binding. The record is from RefSeq and is a predicted model, not a curated record. Gene Ontology annotation, biological process: microtubule cytoskeleton organization.
AUGGCUUACAUGACUAUGGAGAUGUCUGCAGAGAGUCCAGAACCAAGAGUGGUCUACUCUGAGAAGGACCUGGCGCGACACUUUGAGAGCAUCCUCCAAGACCUGCUCAACAAGAGCCACGACAACUGGAACAAAAGAUGUGAUGCUCUCCGGUUGAUCAGGGCUCUCGUCAAAGGAGGGGCUACUGACUUUCCCACCUUCGCUUCUCUGGUCCACAACGCCCGUCAAGUCCUGGCGGACUGCAUUGCAGACUUGAGGUCCGUGCUGGUGAAGGAAGCAUGCAAGACUGUCACCCUGCUCGCUGAGAGCAUGCAGCAAAGCUUCGCUCCUGUAGCUGAGAUCAUGAUCACCUCCUGUCUGAAGCAAAUCCCCGUCACGAUCCAGGUCAUCUCGGAGGCCGCCUUUUCCUGCCUGCAAUCCAUCUUCACGCACACGCACAGCGGCAGGCUGAUCCCAAAGCUCCUUGAAGGCAUGAAGUCCAAGGCGGCAGGCGUCAAGGCAAAGAGCCUCAGCUGCAUCCUGAUAAUACUCCAGAAGUGGGCCUGGAGCGACAUGGAGAAGCAGUUCGAUCAGUUGGAGGACGUGCUCGUCUCCUCCCUCUCUGACGCACAGGGCGAUGUGAGGUUGGAAGCACGUCGGUGUGUAGCAGAGGUCUGCGAGCGCUUCAAGGACCGGGGGGGGAGGAUGAUGAGGAAUCUCGAUGUCUCCAUGCAGAAGAAGAUUCUGGAGGAAGCCGCCUGCUCGUCUCCUGUGGCGAAGCCUCGCUCAGGCUCCCGUCCUGCCACUGCUGGAGCUGUGCGCGUUCGCACCGCCGUGCAGGAGGCAGCUCGUCCUGCUGCUCACGAGGAGCCAACAAGGCCGAGCACGACGAUGGCGGCUGCGCAGAGGAAAGAGCCUCCCGUCGCGAAUGAGAGGACACACAUGACUCAAGGUCCUCGGAGAGUUGGAGCAGGGCUCGACAGCACAGGAAGAUCAGGAGCAGGAGCAGGAGCAAGAGCAGGAGCAGGAGCAGGAGCAGGAGCUGGCGCGAGCAUCAAGACCACGUGCAGGAGAGUUCCACUUGACGUCCUAGCAGCCAACCCGAGCUCCCACGAUCAGAUGAAGAGCGAGAGUGCGCGAGCCUGGAUGGAGGAUGGGAGGGACAAGACCUGGAGGAGCGCUGGGCAGGGAGGAGGGAGGAAGGAGGAGGGGAACCAGGUGCUGCAUGCUGUGAUCCCCCGAGCUCUGUCGGAGGAAGAGCUCAACGGUUGCCUGGUGGAGGCGUCCAACUCCCUGUGGUCGCUGCGGGAGGGCUCGCUCCUGAAGCUCGCAGGAGCGAUAGUGGCGAGCCCCAGCUCCCGGGCCCUCUCCUCCGCGGCCAACAGGAUCGCAGACCUGAUCUCAGAGCGGCUCGGGGACGCGCAUCACAAGGUGCAGCAGGCGGCCCUGGUGCUCCUUGACGCCUUCGCUGCUCACAUGCCGGCGACACUCGCUCCGUGCCUGGACCUCGUCCUCCCUCGGCUGAUGCAGCGGCUCUGUGACAAGAAGGAGGAGGUCCGGUCUGCGAGCGUCCUCCUCCUCCGCCGCCUUCACGAGUCCUGCGGGUCUCAGGUGACCCUGAUGGGGAUGGUGAAGGCUCUGGAUGCUGCGCAGGCGCCGGUGAAGUCAGCAUGCUUGCAGCAUCUGAUCUCCUCCUACUCCGUUUUCGCUCCCUUCAUCGCCUCCUGCCCCUCCCAGGCUCGCAACCUCUUCCUAAAGCUCCUCCCUCUCUCCAUCGACAAGGUCCUCGAGCUCAGGAGGAGCAGCGUGCAGGCCCUCGUGCAGCUCUACGUCCUCGCCCCCCUCCCCUUCUACGAGGCGCUGAUGAAGCUGCCGGGGGAGCAGCAGGCGGCGAUCAAGAAGUCUCUCCUCCCCUCCCUCCCCUCCCUGGACCGGGAGGCUGCCGCGUACGCGAGGACCAAGAAGCUCUCUCCCGAAGUAGCUGCUGUCUCAGCCCACGCCAUCUCCUCGUGCUGCUCUCCUCAGAACAAGGAGGUAAGAGGAGAGGAAGGCUGGGAGAUCCACUCGCAUGCUGCAGCAGCUCAGGAGGACGACGAGGAACAGGAGGAGAGUAAGAGUUACCAGCCUUGCAACUACGAGGAGGAGGAGGAGGAAGCGAUGGAGAUGAGCAGCAAGCAUGCGAGCGAGAGUCAGACCGUGCGGCCGGUGGAGAGGACACCGCGCAAGCGCCAGCAUGAAGAGGAAGGAGGAGAGAAGGGGAGGGCGGACUCGUGGGAUGACAGGGGGAUAGAGAACCAGGAAGCAAACCGGCAGCCGCGGGUGAGGGGUUCGCCAUGGCGGGAGGAGGAGAAGAGCAUGAGCAGCAGGGAGCUGCUGACAUCCAUCCUCUCCCAGCUGAACUCGAGCUUGAGCAGGCAGGACUGUGAGGCCUCGCUGGAACACCUGAGGAGGCUGGCAGCCUUCAGCGAAGCCAGCAGGGAGCGAGGAGGAGGAAGCCUUGUUCAGCUGAUCCUCCUCCUCCUCAAAGGAGCAGCGCAGGCAGGCAUGGCAGAAGUUCAGAUGGCGAGUCUGAAGCUCCUGGACGCCUCGCUGCAGGAGGAGGAGGACGUUGACCCGCUGGCUCAGGUGGUGCUGAGGGAGCUGCUCGAAUCGGUUCCGAGGAGCAAGAGGAGCGUCGCUGCACAGGCGGAGGAAGUGACGGCAAGGAUGAUGACGCGCUGCAAUCCGCAGAGGAGCAUGGGGAUGCUGGCGCAGGCGCUGGAAGAGGGGAACGCGCGGGGAGAGGAAGGGACCGGCUCCACCAUCCCCGUAGUCAUCAGGCUGCUGGAGAAGCAGGCAGGUCGCACCCCUCGCUCCUUGCUUGAGCCGCAUGUCCCUCUGCUCCUGCCCCUGCUCUCGUCCGCCCUCAACCACAGCUCCGCUGACGUCCGCAAGUCGGUUGUCAUGUGUCUGGUUGAACUUCAUCGUCAGCUGGGCCAGGAGAUGCUCGUGGAGCUGGACGGGUUGCUGACAGCAGCUCAACUGAAGCUGGUGAGGAUCUACAUCGACAAGGCGAGAGGAGGAGGAGGAGGAGGAGGGGCAGCAGCGCUGUGCUGA